AAGAGCACCUGGAGUUGUUUCCCUUUUUGUAUAACGUUACUAUGGUGUAAAACACUAUUAAUCUUUUAAAAGUUCACUUUUGUGUGAUAAAUGCAUUUAGGUCAUUCGGAUUGUUUUCAUAAACUUAAAUAAUUCCAACCAGGAGGGAGCACAAUGUCUGCAGAAGUGGCACCACCGGAUAUUGACGAGCAGCCACUUGUUCCCACCACUGGCAGAUUCAUCUGGAAGGAAGGUCCAAAUGGAGAGAAUGGUACUCUCGAAUGGGCAUCGAACAAUCCUAAUGCUGACAGAGACAGGCGCAGAAGAAAGGGGAAUGAAGGCAUGAAGAGGAAUGAAAGGGGUGGAUCCAGUGUUGCCAGGAACAACCAGAAGGGGCGGGGCCGACCCAACCAGCCCAAGUCCCCCAAGGCAGGAAUACAUGCUACCGAAACACACACAACUGUCACCUUGGAUGAUAUAAAAAAAAUUGCCCUGGACAAGCUGUUUGAGGAGAAGGUGGUGGAUGAGGUCUCCGACACUUUUGACAGUCUCUACCACAACAAGCAGUUUGAUCACUUCCUGAUUUACCUUCUCACCUACUUUGACUGUUUCUUUGAGAAGCUGCAUCAGGAACACAAACAGAACAUCUCCACAUACAUAGAGCCCAGCCUUUCUGAGAAGCAGGCCCUGGCUGACUCUAUAGAGAAGCUGAAAGCUGCUGAGAAGUAUCUGGGACAGGCAUACUGUGUCCUUGUGCUGGGACUGGGGCUGGAAGAUGAACACCACAUGGCCUGUGGCAUGAACCGAGUGUCGUCUACAGACAAGGACAGGGACAUGUUUGAGACUGUGUACUCGUUUUGCUCAUACGUGGUGUGGAUCACGUUCAAACAGAACCCCAAGGAUAAGGAGACUGUCAGGAAGGAGGUGGGCAGAAUGCUGAGGUCUGACACAUUCAAUCCAGCCAUCAGAGCCAAGAACUUUCCUGAGGAGGUGAUGUUUGAGAAGGUGGGCAAGCACAAUGUCAAGGUUUGGAAGAAGGUCACACCGGCCGAAUACAGGCGCACUCACACAAAAAGGCCAGCCAUAAAAUCUAUAAUCAAUCAGCGGUCUCCGGCCAUUGUGUCCAUUCUGCCCUCACCCAAGGAAGAGGCUCACUGGCUAUUUAAGCGCAACAGGCCCGUCUCACCAAACUCUUUUGGGAAGCAGGGUCAUGGGGAGGAUAAUGAAGAUGAUGACAACAACACCACCCCACACUUCAACCCAAGGACUUUCAAGGUCGGUAUCCUUGGUGAUAGCCUUAACCACUAUAACCACCAGUUAUGUCCCCUGGGGGCCGAGAAUGAGGAUGAGGAGAACGAUGGGGAAGAGGGAGAACAGAAACAGGGAGAUAACUCUGCAAACACCGCCAAACCCAGUGCAGAGAGGCGUCCCAGUAGAAGCCAGACAGCAGUAUCUGAGGCCGUUACGGAAGCCUUCACAGACAACUGACACUGAAUGAUGGAAAGAUUCACUUGAGAAAUUAACCUAAAAAUGCAAAAUGUUCUAAUACAUUCCAUCAUAAAAAAAUAUUAUAUUUGUUGAAUUAUUUUUAUUUUUUUUACUUUUCUGCAUAGAGACUAGCAUUUAAUGAAUGAUUCCUUCAUCUACUGCAUUUUGAAGUGUAUUAUAGUAAUGUAGGAUGUUAAAAUAUUUAUGUAUUGUUUUCGUCCACUUACUAUUAAAGUGAAGUACAUUUUUUAAACAAUAUCUGUAUGUUACAUUACAGGUUUAUUUUCUACAGAUAAAGUCUCAUUUCUGUUACUUAAUGUUGUCAAUCUACAUUCUUAGUAGCUUAUAGUUCUUCAAAUUUUUACUCAUUAUUGAUGACAUUCUACGUUGAAAAUAUACCUUGUUACAUUAAAGCAAUGUGUGCCAACAAUUACAGAAAAUAGGAACUAUUGUUUGUUAAGAUGUAUGUAACUUUGUUUCUUUUACAUGUUUCUUAUUUAUCAAUAAAUAUUU
This is a messenger RNA of Mya arenaria, 1980 nucleotides long. RefSeq names its product protein phosphatase 1 regulatory subunit 36-like. The record is from RefSeq and is a predicted model, not a curated record. NCBI's taxonomy places the organism in Eukaryota, Metazoa, Mollusca, Bivalvia, Myida, Myidae. The transcript is spliced from 16 exons. Gene Ontology annotation, molecular function: phosphatase binding. The coding region runs from base 154 to 1467 and encodes 437 amino acids. Gene Ontology annotation, biological process: negative regulation of phosphatase activity.